Messenger RNA from Eimeria mitis, 1362 nucleotides. RefSeq names its product DNA topoisomerase II, putative. Gene Ontology annotation, biological process: resolution of meiotic recombination intermediates; sister chromatid segregation; DNA topological change. Gene Ontology annotation, molecular function: DNA binding; ATP binding; DNA topoisomerase type II (double strand cut, ATP-hydrolyzing) activity. NCBI's taxonomy places the organism in Eukaryota, Apicomplexa, Conoidasida, Eucoccidiorida, Eimeriidae. The transcript has 10 exons. Bases 1 to 1362 code for a protein of 453 amino acids. Gene Ontology annotation, cellular component: nucleus. The record is from RefSeq and is a predicted model, not a curated record.
AUGGAGAUUAAACCUCCCCACGUCAAGCAACACCUUUGGGUGUUUGUUAAGUGUCUUAUUGAGAACCCCGCGUUCGAUUCACAGACUAAGGAAACCUUAACCACCACAGUAUCCCGCUUCGGCAGCAAGUGCACUCUUUCUGAAAGAACAAUUAACGCCGUCGCAAAAUCCCCCAUACUGGAGGGGGUACUCUUAUGGGCUCAAACGAAGGCGCAGGUUGAACUGAGACGGCAAAUGUCAGUAGGAAAGACAAAGGGCAGAGAACGGCUGACAGGCAUUUCCAAGCUAGAAGAUGCAAAUGAAGCGGGUGGCCGGUAUGCCCAGGAGUGCACGCUGAUCCUGACAGAGGGUGACAGUGCCAAAACUUCUUGUCUCGCGGGGCUUUCGGUUGUGGGGCGAGAGAAAUACGGCGUGUUUCCUCUGAGGGGGAAGCUGCUGAACGUGCGGGAAGCAUCCUUCAAGCAGUUGAAAGAAAAUCGCGAAAUCCAAAGGAUCCUUGGGCUUCAGAUUAACGACAAAGUGCAAGAUACCCGGGGUCUGCGUUACGGCUCGCUUAUGAUUAUGACAGAUCAAGUUUCUAAGGGCUCAGUUGAAAAGGCAUUUUUCACUCUUGUCGAAUACGACAUGUGGAGAAAGCAAGCGGGAAAUCUUUCUGGGUGGAAAAUAAAGUACUACAAAGGUUUGGGUACCUCGACAGAUAGGGAGUUCAAGGAUUAUUUUCAGGCUCUUGAUAAACACCGAAUUAAGUUCCGAUGGACAGGCAGUGGAGAUGGGGAGCUAAUUGACAUGGCGUUUAGCAAGAAGCGGGCAGAGGACAGAAAGCGUUGGCUGCAGGGUUACAGAGAAGGAACCUUUGUUGACCAUUCUAUGCGAGAGUUGACGUUUUCAGAUUUUGUAAAUAAAGAGCUGGUUCAGUUUUCGCGAUAUGACAAUGAACGCUCCAUCCCUCAGCUUGUAGACGGGUGGAAAGUCGGGCAACGUAAAGUGCUGUUUGCGGUCUUCAAAAAAAACACAAAAGCCGAGAUGAAAGUGGCGCAGCUUUCGGGAUACGUUGCGGAGCAGAGCGCCUACCACCAUGGAGAGCAGUCACUGCAGCAAACUAUCAUCACCAUGGCGCAGCGGUUUGUAGGCAGCAACAACCUUAACUUUCUGGAGCCAGUAGGACAAUUUGGCUCUCGAAAAGAAGGAGGAAAAGAUGCCUCUGCCCCCCGUUACAUCUUCACCAAGCUUGCACCCUACACGCGGCUUGUCUUCCCCGAGGCAGACGACCCUUUGCUUGAAUACCUUUAUGAAGAGGGACAGAAAAUUGAACCCAAGCAUUGGUACGGGAUGGUCUUCGUUUAUUCCGAACUUCAAUCCUAG